Hypomesus transpacificus is the source of this 8367-nucleotide messenger RNA. Its product is annotated as death-inducer obliterator 1-like. The record is from RefSeq and is a predicted model, not a curated record. Lineage: Eukaryota; Metazoa; Chordata; Actinopteri; Osmeriformes; Osmeridae. Gene Ontology annotation, cellular component: nucleus. Gene Ontology annotation, biological process: DNA-templated transcription; apoptotic signaling pathway.
GGUCAGCCAUUUGUUCUUGAAGCUCGCGCAAAAGGUUAGCCCAACAACGAAAACGCAAGGCCAUGAACAUGGAGGAUUGACCGACUGUCAAGAACGCAAAAUACCGUCGAUUUUUAUAUAAGGUCCGGUAUCCUAGUAUCUAGAGGAGACCAAGCCAUUUCUCAUCUAAGCAAUCCACCAUUAGAGCUGCAGAUAUUCUGUUUCAAAGUAGUGAGUGACUCCAUCUAUGGAGGAGAGUGUGAGCCCUGAGCUCUCUGUAGCUCCCGAGCCAGAGCAGAGUCAGGAUCCUUUGGAUAACAGCUCUCAAGCAACCACAGAGGAGCAUAACAAACAGAUAAAAGGAGAGCAGGAGAGUGAUCAUGUUCCUGAGGUACAGCUAGAGGAAACAGAGAAAUCUGUCAAGGCCUCAAGUGAGUUUAGGAAGACCUGGGGUUUCAGACGGACUACCAUCGCCAAGCGAGACAUGCCGGCAGAGGCGGCCCCCGAGAGCCAGGAGGGCCGAGGGCCUGUACGCCGCAGUGGGAGGCAGGCCAAACGCACGGACAAGCUGGAGGAGUUCCUGCUCACCACAAAGAGAGCUGGGAGGAGGAGUGGGCCUGCCAGCCUCGAGGGUGGGGACCCCCCUUCACAAACUCCCACUGAUGCAGAGACUGCGUCGGAGGCCAGCUUUGACGGCAGCGCUGACGUGAAGUCCGUGGACGACAAGUGCGAGUCCCCCGAAGUGAGGACGAGGAGCGGAAGCAGGAAGAAAGUCACUGGGAAGGCCAAAGGGGGUCGAGGUAAGAAGGGGGGAGGCGGCUUAGUCAAAGAUGACGCCAGCUCAGAGAAUGACAAUGAAGAGGGUGGCGGUGGAGAUACCCCAAAGAAGCCUCAGUCCAAGACUCCGGGUCAGCUAAAAGACCAAGAUGAGAAUGAGGAGAUGGAACCUGAGAAGCCUAGUCCCACAGAGGGAGAUGGAGACGUAGAGGAUCAAGCGGAGGCUCCGAAAAAUCAGGAAUUGGGCCAGAAAGAGAUUGAAGUGGAGGUUGAGAAUAAAGAGAAAACGGACGAAGAGGAGAACAAGAAGCCCACAGUGACUAGCGGAAAGCGUACAUCAAGCAGAUCUCCUGUGAUGGCAGCCAGUCAAAGUUCGACUUCAAUCAAGAGAGAAGCGAAAGCCAAACCUGGUCCAAAGUCCCUAAAGCCCCAGGAGGAAGAUGACUCUGAAGAGGAAGAUGAGGAUACCACCACCACCUCCUCGUCGUCGUCAUCCAGUGACUCGGAUGAAGAAGGAGGAUAUGACCCUAAUGCACUUUACUGCAUCUGUCGACAGAAACACAACAAACGGUUCAUGAUCUGCUGCGACCGCUGUGAAGAGUGGUUCCACGGUGACUGUGUGGGUAUCACCGAGGCUCGCGGGCGUCUGAUGGAGCGGAAUGGGGAGGACUACGUCUGCCCCAACUGCAGUGCCAAGAAGAGCCACACUGCCAAGGCUGCUGUCCCCGCCACCGAGAACGGGAAACUGAAAGCCUCUGCGGGAGCUGGGACCUGUAAAGAAGAGAACAGCUCAUCCUUGAGCCCUACUGUGGCUGCCCCCUCAUCCGCCAGCGCGGCUGGGACAGAAGAGAAAGCUGGGGAUGACAUGGGGAUCAAAGGGAGGAUAGAGAAAGCCACAAACCCUAGUGGGAAAAAGAAGAUCAAGAUCUUUCAGCCGGCCGCACUGCAGCCCACUGUGAAGGCGGCUCCAGAGACACCUGCUUUGACGGUGGUGAAGGCCGAGGACGGUUCUUCUCUGCCUAAAUGCAUUGGACCUGGCUGUGAGAAGAAUGCCCAGCCAGACUCUGUCUAUUGUGGCAAUGACUGUAUCCUGAGGCAUGCAGCUGCAGCCAUGAAGUCCAUCACAGAUGUGAAGGAGCCAAAGCAGAAAGACAAGGACAAACCGAAAGCCCAGAAGGAGAAGCCUUGCAAGUCAACGCCUAAGAAGAGUGGUGCCACAGGAAAGAAGGCCAGCAAGAAGACAACUGAAGAGGAGUCUGAAAGUAAGGAUGAAGACUCUGAUGAAGAUGAGCUUGCAGAGGAGCAUCCACCACCACCUGCCACAUCUUCCUGGUCCAGCGACCAUAAUUACAAUGCAGUAACGCCAGAAAAGACUACACCCAUAUCAACAGUUUUAAACAAAGCGUGUUCCAAAGAGGACCAGGAGAGUGAUGAGGGACAGGAGAGUGAUGAGGAACAGAACAAAAAGGAUCCUGCUCCUCUGGAGAAGAAACCCAGUGAAUCCACCACACCACCCAAAGGAACCAAAAAGUCCCCCCGUCCUAAAGAAUCCAAGAUGGCCACCAAGGGCAAGAGGGCUUCAUCUCCAAUCAGCAGUACCAAGUCAUCCAAGAAACGAUUGACUCCCCCUAGUAAAACGUUAAAGUCCAAGAAACCUGGCUCUUCAACUGGCCCUGCUCCGUCUACCUCAUCCCCCGGUCCUGUUCACAUCACAGGAGCUUUGAGAGUCACAAAGUCCACCUUCACCAUCCCUAAGAAGCAACCACAGCAGAAGGACACCCUGGCCUCCAACCACUCCUCUUCUUCCAGAGCCCAGACAUCUAGCUCCUCAGCCCCCUCCAGUCAGACCCAGUCGUCCUCCCCCAGGCCUCCCCAGCCUGCUGCUUCAGCCCCCACCCUGCCCUCCAUGCCCUCUCUGCCUCCACCCAACAACCAGAUGAGACAGAACAUCCGCCGCUCACUCACAGACAUCCUCUUUAAGAGGGUGAGUGACAGUGAUGAUUUGAAUAUGUCUGAGAGCGAGGUGGGGAAACUGGCUGUUACCAUUGAAAAGGAGAUGUUCAACCUGUGCCUUAACACUGACAGCAAGUACAAGAACAAGUAUAGGUCCCUCAUGUUCAAUCUGAAAGACCCCAAAAACAAGGGUCUGUUCUACAGGGUGGUCUGGGGGGAGGUCAGUCCCUUUAGACUAGUGAGACUGAGUGCUGAGGAGCUUCUUUCCAAGGAGAUCUCAGAGUGGCGAAAGCCUGACAACUCAGAGACUCCUAACGCCCGGCCCCAGGCUGGGCAUGCCAGAGCAGGCCACAGGAAUGAGACGGCUCAUCCUUAUGUGGACACGGAGGAUGCCCCACCAAUGUCUGACGGAGAUGUAUGUAUCCCUGCCACCUCCCCGUCUCCUCGCAUGGCUUCUGCUGCAGAACAGGAGGAGUCUAGUUCCGUUCCCUCAGGCUCUGCUCAGGACUCCAGUGUUGCCACCAGUGGCAGUGCAAUGCCAGAUAUCUUUAGCAGCAUGCUUAAAGAUACGACAGCUGAGCACAGAGCCCACUUAUUUGACCUCAACUGUAAGAUCUGCACAGGCCAGAAAGCUGAGGAUGAGCCAGCAGCAAAGAAAGCCAAGCUUUCCAAGAAGCCAGAGGUUAGGCCCAGACAGGAACUACGUUCCUCCAGGUCCUCCUCAGGUGAAGUCACUCCAACCCUCUACCCCAGCGCUGAGCCCCCCGUGCCUGAGCCCCCGCCCCCUCAGGAGGACAUGCAUAGCCUGGCUCCUCCCCCUCAAACACCUCUCAGCACCACGCCCACCAUUUCCUCUGUCAGCAUCACCCGCAGAGACCCCCGCAUGGCCAGGCACAGCUCUGCUGUGACCGUCACCCACACUGCACAGGACUUCUCCAUGGCGGCCCCCAUCUCAGAAGAGCUACCUGUUGCUGCGGUGCCUCUGGCUGUAGAGGUGGUCCUAAAAGGGCCUCUGCCCAUGCCCCCAGCUCCCCCGCCCUCCAUCACCAAAGCUGUCCUGCAAAAAGCCACUGCCUCAGGGGACACCAGGAUAUAUGGUUCAGCUGAAACAAGUGCAUCGGAGGCUCCUCCAGAGGGAGAGACUGCUCUCUUCCUGUCUGGCCAGGAGAUGAUAUGGAAAGGAUUUAUCAACAUGCAUACUGUUGCUAAGUUUGUCACCAAGGCUUACCUGGUCUCUGGAUCCUUCGAGUACCUGAAGGAGGAUCUGCCAGACACCAUCCACAUUGGGGGCCGGAUAUCCCCCACCACAGUGUGGGACUACGUUGGGAAACUCAAGACGUCUCUGUCCAAGGAGUUGUGCCUGAUUCGUUUCCACCCCGCUACAGAGGAAGAGGAGGUGGCCUAUGUCUCUCUGUUCUCUUAUUUUAGCAGUAGGAAACGCUUUGGAGUGGUCGCCAACAACAACCGCCGCAUCAAAGACCUCUACCUCAUCCCCCUGAGCUCCAAGGACCCGCUCCCCUCCAAACUUUUACCCUUCGAUGGGCCAGGACUGGAGCCAGCCCGCCCCAACCUCCUCCUUGGCCUUGUGAUUUGCCAGAAGGACAGGAAGCGCCCUGGAGCUUCCUUGGAGGGUGAAGAGAAACGUUCGAAGAUCCAAACCAGAAGUCAGGAUGAUGGCGGCCUUCCAAAAGUAACCACCUCUGUCAAAGCAGAGGCUAAAGUAGAGAAAGGUGCACGCUUCAGCCAGGAGAUUCCCUUCAGUACAACCCCUCCAAGAUCCCCACCUGCUCCGAGUUCCUCAGAGACUUUCUCCACUUCUCAAGCCACCUCAUCAGUUUUGUCUUUCCUCUCCUCUGUCAAAGCUCCUGCUGUAGCCACCCCAAGCAAAGACUCCCCAUCCUCCACUAGUUCUGCAGCCUCCUCUGCUACUGCCACCCCACUGCAGACCAUUCUCAAGACUCUCUUUGGAAAGAAAAAGCAGGACUCUGAGGCCUCCCUCUCUCCUGAUCAAGGGGGAGAGGGUUCAGUUGCCCCUGCUACACUCCUAGAUCCUAUUGUUCAGCAGUUUGGACAGAUUUUUAAAGAGAAGCCUAGAGAGAAAGACGAGGAUGACCGGCCGUAUGACCCAGAAGAGGAGUAUGACCCCAGCAUGGGCUACACAGCAUCGAAGAGAACUGUUGACACAGCCAAAGUGGUCAGCAAGAACUCUGAGGGGCCGUUCACUGAGGUGGAUGAUGUCGCAUAUGACCCAGAAGAUGACACUAUAUUUGAGGAAGUUAAGACGGAGGCGCCUGGUCAAGCUAAGGCCACACCUGAAAUUGAAACCACAGGUGGGACGAAUCCGCAGAAAAUGUUGGACAAUCUCAAUAAACAGAUUGAAGAACAGAAAAGACAGCUUGAGGAGCAGGAAGAAUCAAUUCGCCAACAAAGAUCGACCGCAGGGCCAGCUGGCACCUCCGUCUCGGAUUCCUUAAUGGCACAGCCCUCCUUACUGGCCAACAGCCAGCUUUUGCAGCUGGGUAAAAAGGUUGAAGAGUUGGUGAAAUCGUCAGUCACCCCUUUGAUCAACCAGAAAAGGGACCCCCGACAGAGCCGUGAUCCUCGACAGGCAGCAGCCAGCAGGAGACACACGACAGACUCUGGAGAGAAGGAAGAAAUGCCAGCUCACGUCUCAGAGACCCCCUCACCACCACCGCCGCCGCCGCCGCCGCCACCGCCUGCUGUCCAACAGUCCGAAACACCUCUGUCACAAGAGGAAGGGAUGACAGAGGAGCUCCCCUUCUUGGAGUCAGACGAAACCGAGGUUUCCAUUCCCUUAUUAGGAGAGCAGAUGGAACCUGACAUGGAAGUCAACUACAUGGAAGAUCGAAAACUGAAAACCGAAGAAAUUGAGCCGACCAAGGUGGAGAACGAGAUGGACAAGUACAGUAUUUGGCCGAAUGCUGCCAGCAUCCUAAAAGUAGGCGAGAUCUCUAAUUAUGAGCAGAACAGUCAAGAGUCCAACUCUAUUUCCUACUAUGAUGCAUCUACUAAUGACACAUCUACCACGGCAUCCAAAAUUCCCGUACUCAGUCAAAACAUGAGCCAUGUUAGUAGUGGUCUGGGUGACAGUCAUUCUUCCCACAUGUCACAUGUAACAACAUCAAGCUUUCACAGUGACUAUAGAGGUGCCCCCGACACUCUGUCGCCAAACAGUUUCCCUCCUCAGCUUGGACCCCCGCACUUGCAGGGACCACCUCGUAUGCUUGGGCCUCCACCCAUGUCUGUUCCUCCACCCAUGCAGGGACUCCAUCCAAUGUGCGGCCCACCCCCUAUGCAGGGUCUUCCACCACCCAUACAGGUUCCUCAAAUUCAUGGUCCUCCACCCAUGCAAGGUGAAGGCAGCCAGUCUCAGUAUGGCCCACCUCCAGGAGGUUAUCCUCUCUAUCCAAACCAGUGGGGUGGGUCACAGCAGCCACCACAUCCUGGGCCUCAUCCUCAGAACAUAAUGCCACCAAGAGGACUCCCACAUCCAUUCCCUCCAGUGGGGCCGAGACCUCGCUCUCAGAUAUUUGAUCCCCCUAUGGGCUCCAUGCCCCCCCAACACAUUGGACAACAAGGUCCCCCUCCUGGCCUACCCCCACCCAAUUAUGACGGACAAAAUGCAUUACCCCCACCAAGAUUUAGUGGACCACCUCCAAGAUUUAAUUACCCUGGACCUGGAGGCCCCCCUCCCCCCUUCACAGGGCCACCACUUGGCCACUUUGACAGUAGAGUGCCACCUCCUCACUUCUCUGGACCCAGGGGUGUUCCACCCUCUCAAUUUGGAGAGCAGGUGUCCCAGGCUCCCAUGAUGGAUCCACCCAGAGGGGCUAUGGAUCAGUACAACAAAGAUGGUGCAGGAUCUUAUAAACAGGGCAUGGACCACCACCAGGGAUCAUACAAAGAUAACCAGGCCCCUCCACCAGGCCCACCUUACAGGGGGCCUCCACCCAACCAGUAUGAGGGAAGAAGAGGUCCACCACCCCUUGCAGAAAUCAGUGGACAGCGCUUCCAGCAGCAUGGCCAGUAUAGAGCACCCUCUCCACCACCCCCAACUCACAGAGGGUCUUACGAUGACCCGCGGGGUGGUCCUCCUCAGGACAACAGGGGCCCACCCCCCCAGCAUUUUGCUGGGCCCCAGCGGUACCGCCUUGACAGUCAUCCAGAUGACUUGAGACCAGGACGUCAUAGUGGGCCUCUGCUCCCUACACCUUCAGAGGGUCCGAUACCUCUACCAAGUCGCAUGGGAGGCCACAGUCCAGAUCCCCACAGGGAUGAACACUGGCGCAGACACUCGCCUAGCCUGAGGAGGAGGAGCGCCUCAGCCAGAGAGGGCUCAGAGCCUCGCAGUGGCGAAAGGUCCAGCCGCUUUGAGGGUGGCCAUCGAGAGCGGGAGCCUAUCACUGCAUCCUCGCGACUGUCUGAAGAAAGACAGAGGGAUGUCUCAGAGGACCGGAGAAGGGACAGAGAGUCUGGCCCACAUGGAGGCAGGCCGUGGGACCGAAGCCAGGGGAAGCGCUGGAGCCGUGAGCGAGAGUGGGAUAAAAGCAAGGAUAGAGAUCGGGAAAGAGAGCGCAGCAAAGGUCGAGAUGGAGACAGACACAGGGAACCAGACGGAGACCGUCACCGGGAGUCAGAGCCUGAAAAGAGGCGUGACAGAGAAAGAGACCGAGACCGUGAAAGGGACAGGGACAGAGGGAGGGAGAGGGAACCUGACAGGAGAGACCACGACCGAGACAGAGCGAGGAUCAGAGACCGUGAGAGAGACAAGGAAAGAGAGCGGGAACGAGACAAAGACAAAGACAUCAGGGACCGAGAGCGGGAACGAGACAAAGACCCCAGGGAGCGGAGAAGGGAGCGCUCCAGGAGCAGAGACCGAGAGCGUGGGAAAGACCGAGCUAGGGACAGGGACAGGGACAGGGACCGGGACAGGGACAAAGACCGGGACCGCCGGGAUAGGAGCAGAAGCAAAGAAAAGAGAGAAGAUAAAAAAGAUGUUAAACACGAUACCACAAAAGCAAGUGAGAAAUCUGUGGAAAUGGAGAAUGACAAAAACUAAUCUGUUUUUUCCCCUGGACUGUAAAUUAAAGGUAUUCGAUGUCCACUUCAUUCAUAACUGUAAAUUAACCCCUUUUUUCUACAAGAUAUUAUUGUAUAACUUGAGACCCUUCAACUGUAGUUGAAAGGUCUAAGUUUUGUAUCUUUUUUUCCACUAAUAUUUUAUGAAUUCUCCAUUUUGAAGAAACUGUUCAGAUGUAAUUUAAGUUUAGGAUGUGAUACUGUUAAUAUUACAUAUACUGUUCUCACGUUACAACUCUUUUAUAAGAAUAGCAUCAAAGUAACCGUUGACCGUCUUACCAUCACAAAUGUAAUAUGAAUGUAUUUGUGUAUAUACUGCUAUGUUUUAAUGACUUUUCUAAGUGUAGAAAUUAUAAGCCAUAGGGUUUGGAUUAUGUGAGUAUAUAGGAAAUGGAGUAAUCUAUUCUGUCAUCAGACAAUACAGUGUAUGUGCGUGUUCAGCAGUUAACUACAAAAAAGUUGUAUAGUCAGAAUAAAUCAUUGGCCGUUGUCAUUGAAGUCUGUCCUAAUUUUGUUGAAAUCUUGCUUAUUAAUAAACCUUCAUGAAAAUACCAUGAA